This is a messenger RNA of Dictyostelium discoideum AX4, 525 nucleotides long. RefSeq lists its product as hypothetical. The transcript has a single exon. The record is from RefSeq and is a predicted model, not a curated record. The coding region runs from base 1 to 525 and encodes 174 amino acids. NCBI's taxonomy places the organism in Eukaryota, Evosea, Eumycetozoa, Dictyosteliales, Dictyosteliaceae.
AUGAUUCAAACAUCAGAAAUCGAUUUGAUUGAUAGAAAUUAUCAAUCUCCAGUUAAUUGCUUUACUAUUUCCUUUAAUGGUAAGACUACCUUUUUUAGCGAUGUCUGUUCAAUCCAAUCAGUAUUAAAUUAUUUUAAAAUUGAAUAUGGUUACUUAGAAACAAUGAUCGAUGGUGAACAAAUAAUAUAUGAUGAUGUUGAUUUUCUUCCAACCACUGGAGAAUAUACUCUAAUUGAACAACAACAACAACAACAACAACAACAACAACAACAACAACCACAGCAAAAACAAAAACAAAAACAAAAACAAAAACAAAAACAACAACAACAACCACAACAACCAAUUCAAGAUGUUAAUUGUAAUUCAACCACAACAGAGAAUACUCAGAUUGUUGAACAGCAACAACAAGAACAACAAGAACAACAACAAUCAUUGUCUAACUUUUCUUUGUGGAUUCGCAGAGUGUCCAUAACCAUUUCAAUUUUCUGUAUUGUAUUAGAAAUUACAAAUAAAAAAGAUAAAUAA